Messenger RNA from Xyrichtys novacula (pearly razorfish), 3373 nucleotides. The record is from the annotation of a GenBank genome assembly. NCBI's taxonomy places the organism in Eukaryota, Metazoa, Chordata, Actinopteri, Labriformes, Labridae.
AUGCUCAGUGUGGAAAUGUACCCCAGUUUGAGUCUGGGACCACAAAGGAUGGGAGACUGCUUCUACAGAGGUAAGAGACAGAGUGUGUGAGAGAGAAGCAGACAACACUUUUAGACUUUCAUAAAUGUUCAUCUGGAUUUCAGUGGUGAACUUCUUGCCUUCCUUUUAAUGCUCCUUUUUUGCUACUGCAGACCGGCAGCCCCCAGCCCACAUGCCGCUGUUCCCCUCACCGUGUGACGUAACCAGCAAACCCCUGCCCCCUCGGCUGCUGGCCCCUCCUGCAGGACCCAGUGAGCAGGCCGCCAACACCCCAAAAGAUGAGGUGAAGAUGGAGCUGGAGAACGUGUCUUUGUGGAAGCAGUUCAGCUCAGUAGGAACAGAGAUGAUCAUCACAAAAAAGGGCAGGUAAGAGAAUAUGGUUGGUGAUCUUUGACCCUACUCUGUCUUUAACCAUGUGGUUCUUCUUGUUAAAGGUAAUUUGUGUUAUUUGUGCUUUAUAAGGGUUAAAAGUGUUGAAAAGUGCAAAUUCAUUCAGGAUCAAGCUGUAAAAAUGUGAACUAAAUAUAACUCUAUCUCUCCCUCAGACGAAUGUUUCCUGGUUUGAGGUUAAAAGUCUCAGGCCUCAACCCGUCUCUCCGUUACAUCCUCCUCCUGGACAUCAUCCCAGCAGACAAUUCCCGCUAUCGCUUCCAAGGAGGUGGCUGGCAGGCUGUGGGUGGAGCCGAGGCGAGGCUUCCAGACCGGGUAUUCAUCCACCCUGACUCGCCUGCCACAGGUGCUCACUGGCAGGGCCGCACCAUCUCCUUUCACUACGCCAAGCUGACCAACAACACUCUGGAUACACAGGGACAUGUAAGCACUACAGAUUGACUGACUAACAGCCUCUAACAUGACAACAAAACGCAGACUGUUUUUCUUGUUAUUUUGGUGCAUUCUGAUUCAGAGUCUUUUGUUUCAUUUCCAGAUUAUCUUGCACUCUCUGCAUCGCUACCAGCCGAGGGUUCAUGUCAUUGAAGCCAGAGAUGUGCUGCGAUGGGGCGGAGGGCAACACUCCUUCGUUUUCCCUGAGACCCAGUUCAUCACAGUCACAGCCUACCAGAACAACAAGGUACUUAGACAAAACAAGCCAAUUGUGCAAUCCAAAAAUCACAAUUGGUAUAACUAAAGAAUCAAAUUACAAUCUGUUUUUUGUUUUUUUGAAGAUCACAGAGCUGAAAAUCAACUCAAACCCAUUCGCUAAAGGCUUCCGAGAAGAUGGCAUGAACAGCAAGAAGUAAGGCACAACAAAUACCACCACAUGCGUACAAGUAUUCAGCUCAAAAAAUUUUCUAAAAGGUCAAAAAUAAACUUUUUUUUCUCUCUGCAGACAAAGAGAUGCAAGACAGAAGCGCAAAAUAUCAGAAACUUUGGAUAUCGGUGAGUUAAAUACCAAAAUGUUUUCUGCUUUUAUUUUGAAAUAACAAUUUCUUCUUUUCCUUAUACGUCCUUGACUUAAAUCUCUUUUUUCCCCUCUUUGUCUCUCAGUGAACUGCGAUCCAUGUGACUCCACUGAGCUUCUGCCACAGCCCAUGACUUCCACAACCACCACCUCUGGAGCAGACCUGCAGGCCUUGGCUCUGGCCUCUCUGCCUCCCCUACCUGACCCUACCUGUGGGUUUAGACCAGAAGAGGCGACAUACCAGGAUGAGCUGGUUCCUCAGCAGCCGCUAGACCUCGGUCAGACGUUUAUGGCAUCCCAGAUGUCAGAUAUCGGCCUCUCUAUGUCGAAUGAGCUGCAGGACACGGCGGGGAGGGAGAUUGCGAAUACUAUGAUUGAAAGGUGGGUGUGCAUUAUAGGAAAAUAUUCAAUACUGGGUGCAUGUUCAUGACUGUAUGUGCUGUUACUAAUGCAGAUAUAUAUGUCUGAGGUUAGCAGUGAUCAACAACACUUUUCUUUCCUUCCUUCACAGAUCAGACACUUUGGGUGAACCAGCAUACACUUCCACCUUCCCUGCCGCUGAUGAUAACUCCCCAUCCUUCUCCUCUGCUCCUCUUCCCCCCUCAUCUUCUCCCUUCUCCUCCCUCCCAUUGACCAACUCUUUAGAUACAUCAGAUCCUCAUCCUCCCAUUGCCCCGAUCAACUAUCCCACCAUCCUCUCCUCCUCCCCCUCUCCCACUCUCUCCCCUCCCUCGUCCACUACUACUCCAUCACUGCAGCAGACCUCUUUCACCUUCCCUACCCCUCCUCCUUCAAACUCCUCCUCUCCACAGCAACUCCUGUCCUCCUCUUCUCCUCCCUCUGUCAACACCUAUCACAACAUCCCAGAGACCAUCAGCCCGCACACACCCACAGACGCCACUUUUUCUGCUCCGUCAGGUCUGCAGGAGCAAAUACCAACUCAUCCACAUGAUUUACCCAGUGAUCAAAGUUCAGCUGGAUUUAUCUAUCCAAAUAUCCUCUCUGCCAAUCCUGAUCCCGCUCCAGUAACUGCUCCGCCUCUCCUCAACCAAAACCACCCACCUCCUCCCACUCUGUCAUGCUCCUUACCCUCUCAUGGUGCUCCCACAUCUUUCGCCCUCCCCUCUGUCCCUUCACACAUGCAAAAUAUUUCCUUUCCCAAUGUGCCUCCCAGCUCUGCCCAUCCUGCCCUGCACCUCUCAAACCAACCCCCCUCCCUCGCUCCCACCUUCCCUCCUUCCUCGUUCCCUCACCCAACACCUUCCCUUCCUCACCCUCCUUUUCAACCCUCUUCCUGCUUGGCCGUCUCUUCCUCUUUCCAGCAGUCUGCCACCUCUGCUCCCUCAGUCCAUCCUCCAAAUCUCCACAAUCCUCCUCCCUCCUCCACCUCCUCCUAUCCCUCUCUUGAAAUUGGUGCCAUCCCUCAAUUUAAUGCUGCUGCCCCCUACCGCCCUGAUAUGGUACUUCACCACCCAUCGCUUCUCCCUCAGCUGGACCCGUCGCACACCUCCAGCCUUCCCUCCUCCACCCCUCCCCAAGCCCUCUACCCUGCCUUUCCAUCAUAUCCUCUUCGCCUUUGUCAGGACCCUCACUCCUCCCUCUCCAUCCCAUUCAGGCAUCUGUACAGACAACACCAGCAUGGCCACACCCUCCCCCAGGGGUCCUACCUGGAUAUGGGUACAAGACCGGUGUUUUAAAACCUUAAAAGAGGACAAAAUGUUUUAGUUUAAUGGCGCUUUUAGGAUUUCUUUCUUUAUUAAUGUGUAGAUUUAGUUCAAGUAGCUCAAUACUGCCAAUGUGUGUGCGUGUGUGUCUUCCCAACAUUUCAGCUAAUAGACUGAAAAAUGAAAUUCAGUAAAAAUUUGUAUAUAGUUGUGGAAAAUUGUCUUUCAGAUGUCCAUUCCAGUGUGAAAAAUAAAAAAAUCUUAUUUCUCA